GACUGGGUCCCAUUCCCUACUCUGGGGCUCUGGGAGUUUGUCCUGGGAAUCUCGAGGCUCUCCCAAGGUUCCUUUCUAUGUUUAUAUCAUUUAUCAGGGAAAGGAUUGUUAAUGACUAAUCCGUGUUCAUGAGGCACAGAGCCAAGGAAGAGAUGUUGCUGCUGAGCCGGAAGGCCGCCUGUGAUCAUCUACAGCUUUUGCUAGAACUCUCUCCUCUUCCUCCUCCUCCUCACCCCACUGUCUCCUGGACUCACCCCAAUGCAAACCCAGGUUCUGAACAUUUGUAGCAGAAUUGCUGCGAUUUGGAGGAAGACUGGACUCAGAAUCCUCCCAGGGCCUUGAAAGUUCAUCUCUGACCUGAGACAAUCCAAAGUUUUCUUUUGAAGACUACCGUAACAAAGGGAUAUUUUAAAUAGAACUUUGGAUGGGAUCAAAAAUGAAUCUCAUCGAACACUCCCACUUACCUGUCAUGGAUGAAUUUUCUCUUUCUGAAAAUUUAUUUGGUGUACUAACAGAACAAGCAGCAGGUCCUUUGGGACAGAAUCUAGAAGUGGAACCAUACUCACAAUACAACAAUGUUCCAUUUCCCCAAGUUCAACCACAGAUUUCCUCAUCGUCCUAUUAUUCCAACCUGGGUUUCUACCCCCAGCAGCCUGAAGAGUGGUAUUCUCCUGGAAUAUAUGAACUCAGGCGAAUGCCAGCUGAGACUCUUUACCAGGGAGAGAUUGAGGUAGCAGAGAUUCCUGUAACAAAAAAGGCUCGAAUGGGUACAACAACGGGGAGAAUAAAAGGGGAUGAAUUAUGUGUUGUUUGUGGAGACAGAGCAUCUGGAUACCAUUAUAAUGCGCUGACCUGUGAGGGGUGCAAAGGUUUCUUCAGGAGAAGCAUUACCAAAAAUGCCGUAUACAAGUGUAAAAAUGGGGGCAACUGUGUGAUGGACAUGUACAUGCGACGAAAGUGCCAAGAGUGUCGCCUAAGGAAAUGCAAAGAGAUGGGAAUGUUGGCUGAAUGUAUGUAUACAGGCUUGUUAACUGAAAUUCAGUGUAAAUCUAAACGACUAAGAAAAAAUGUGAAGCAGCAUGCAGAUCAGACCAUUAAUGAAGACAGUGAAGGUCGAGAUUUGCGACAAGUGACCUCGACGACUAAGUCAUGCAGGGAGAAAACUGAACUCACCCCAGAUCAACAGAAUCUUCUUCAUUAUAUUAUGGAUUCAUAUAGCAAACAGAGGAUGCCUCAGGAAAUAACAAAUAAAAUUUUAAAAGAAGAAUUCAGUGCAGAAGAAAAUUUUCUCAUUUUAACUGAAAUGGCUACCAGUCAUGUACAGAUUCUCGUAGAAUUCACAAAAAAACUUCCAGGAUUUCAGACUUUGGACCAUGAAGAUCAAAUUGCUUUGCUGAAAGGGUCUGCAGUAGAAGCUAUGUUCCUCCGUUCAGCUGAGAUUUUCAAUAAGAAGCUUCCAGCUGGACAUGCUGACCUAUUGGAAGAAAGAAUUCGGAGGAGUGGUAUCUCUGAUGAGUAUAUAACACCUAUGUUUAGUUUUUAUAAAAGUGUUGCAGAAUUGAAAAUGACUCAAGAAGAGUAUGCUCUGCUUACAGCAAUUGUUAUCCUCUCUCCAGACAGACAAUACAUAAAGGACAGAGAGGCAGUAGAGAAGCUUCAGGAACCACUGCUUGAUGUGCUCCAAAAGCUGUGCAAGAUUUAUCAGCCUGAAAAUCCCCAACACUUUGCCUGUCUCCUGGGUCGACUGACUGAGUUGAGGACAUUCAAUCAUCACCAUGCCGAGAUGCUGAUGUCUUGGAGAGUAAAUGACCACAAAUUUACCCCACUUCUCUGUGAAAUCUGGGAUGUGCAGUGAUGAGCAUUGCAGGAGCAACAGCAUCUAGUGAUUUAUUUUCCUUAUAAUAUAAAUCUGAUGUAUAACUUUCUUUUAUUUCAUUUGUACCUGGUUUCACACAAGAAUUUUGAUGAAUAUUUAUGCAGUAAUUAUGUAACUUCUACCAUUGUAAAUAUGAAGCUAGAUAGGAUUACUUUCUUUACAUUGUGUUUUACAUGGCUUCAGGGAUUCUUUCACUCUAAGUGGCAUGCCCUGUUUGCCUAAUCAAACUGAUCAUUCUUCACUUCUGUCUUUUGAAAUAGGGAAAAUUUCAUUUUGCUCUUUAUCUUACCUUGUUGCAUAUAUUUUAUAAAAGAGUUGUGUUCAAUUUUGGCAAUAAACUCAGCAUAAUGGCAA
Molecule: messenger RNA, 2230 nt
Organism: Leopardus geoffroyi (Geoffroy's cat)
Lineage: Eukaryota; Metazoa; Chordata; Mammalia; Carnivora; Felidae
Gene: NR1H4
Product: nuclear receptor subfamily 1 group H member 4
Exons: 10
Coding region: 425-1855 (476 amino acids)
Biological process (GO): cell differentiation; negative regulation of inflammatory response; bile acid signaling pathway
Molecular function (GO): RNA polymerase II cis-regulatory region sequence-specific DNA binding; nuclear receptor activity; bile acid binding
Source: RefSeq, a predicted model, not a curated record